AUGCGUGUCGCCCAGCAGACCACCGUUGCCCUUCUGGCCGUCGGCGCCGUCGCCCUCGACCAGCGUGACAUCAACGAGUGCACGGACUACGCCUCGGAGGUCUAUUCCACCCUGAUGGACAUGCCCACCCCCGACCCCUCCCUCUACUCCUUCCUCGCCGAGCAAACACAGCUCGCCACCGUCACCGAGCUCUGCCAGAUCCCUCAGGUCACCGGCUCCUUGGCCGGCGAGUACACCUCGUACGUCAGCUCCGUCACCAGCUGGAUUGGCGAGCACAGCGGCAUCAUCGAGAGCCUCGUCGAGGCUUGCAGCGACGUUCCCGAGAUCCAGAGCCUGCUCAGCGCUAUGCCCAUUCCCACCAUGUGCUCCAACAUCUCCUGGGCCGACGGUGGCUCGGACGCCAAGACGACUGCCACUGAUUCGGGCAACGACAACUCGGCUGACGAUGGCGGCAACGCUGCCGGUCGUCAGACCGUCGCCAUCGGCGCUGCUCUUGCCGCUGUCGGCGCUCUUGUCGUCGCUCUAUAA
Emericellopsis atlantica is the source of this 528-nucleotide messenger RNA. RefSeq lists its product as uncharacterized. Lineage: Eukaryota; Fungi; Ascomycota; Sordariomycetes; Hypocreales; Bionectriaceae. Bases 1 to 528 code for a protein of 175 amino acids. The transcript is spliced from 2 exons. The record is from RefSeq and is a predicted model, not a curated record.